Messenger RNA from Acipenser ruthenus (sterlet), 2193 nucleotides. RefSeq names its product T cell receptor alpha chain MC.7.G5-like. NCBI's taxonomy places the organism in Eukaryota, Metazoa, Chordata, Actinopteri, Acipenseriformes, Acipenseridae. The record is from RefSeq and is a predicted model, not a curated record. The transcript is spliced from 10 exons. Bases 47 to 1399 code for a protein of 450 amino acids.
GGAAUCCCUUUGCUUCUGAGUAGAUUCUUCUGCAAGACUGCAAACAAUGAUCAUUCAAUUUGCAAUGCUAGUCCUUGCCACUGAUCUUGUCUCUGGAAAUACAGUUUCACAAGGUGAUCGUUCAAGGACAGUUCGUGAGGGAGAAACUGUUCAGCUUACUUGUAAAUACACUACAAGUUUCACCUACUAUGCUCUUACCUGGUAUAAACAUGCCCAAGAGAAGCCCCCUCUCUAUUUAACUCAGAGGCAGCAGGACGAUUAUGAACACCGUGCUACUAACCUGGACAGACGUUUUUCCACACAGUUAAAAACCAGGGACAAGGUGAUAACUUUAGCAAUUGCCAGUACGAAGCUGGACGACUCGGCCACAUACUACUGUGCUUUGUUCGACCCACACUGUAUGAACAUACAGCUCAUUCUCAACAGUCAAGUCAUCUUCAGGGGAGCUAUACUCCGUCUGUGUGUCAUGUCUGUAGUUUCUAAGCAAGCUGAUCCUCAGCGAAGGCUGCAGGCAAUGUUACCUGUAUGUUUCUUUGUACUUUUUGUAAUUGAUGUUGUCCUUGGAAAUACACUAACAAUGGAAGAGUCUGAAAAACAAGUUGAAGAAGGAGGAGCUGUCCAUAUUACUUGUAAAUACACGACAAGUUAUUCCAACUACUAUCUUUAUUGGUACCGACAUGAUGAGGCGAAUCCUCCUCUGUUUUUGAUCCGGAGGUAUUCACUCAACAAUGCUGAACGGCGAGCUGACGGUCUCGACACACGUUUUUCCAUGGAGCUGAAAACCACAGAGACGUCGACAACAUUAACAAUUACAGGAUCACAGCUGAAAGAUUCGUCCACCUAUUACUGUGCUCUCACUGGAACAAAAUUCACUUUUGGAGCUGGUACCAAACUAAUUGUUGAGCCCAGUGGUUUAUACUGUGUGACUGAUGGAUAUAAGCUAACAUUUGGACAGGGGACACAGCUGUUUGUCCAACCCAAAAAAAAAUCGGAAACAGCAGCCUUUGUCUUAGGAUCUGACGAAGACAAUAAGAAAGGCAAAGCCAGAGCCUGUCUCAUCACAGACUUCAGUUCCCAUGACAUCAGUGUUACAUUGAAUCAUACAACCGUUUCUGUAGACCCCUCGGUAAUUGAAGGAGAAGAGCAAUACAGUGUGGUGGCAUUUCUCCCAGAAAGCAAAGAGAGAUCAAACUUCAGCUGUAAUGUAUUUGUUAACGGCACACCGACUGAAGGAAACAACACUGAUAUAGAAAACGUGUGUGUGUCUGACUUGGCAUACGUUUUUGAAUCAGAUGAGAAUCUGAACUCUUUGUCUUUGAUGGUGCUGGGUCUGAGGGUCAUAUUUCUGAAGAGCAUUGUAUUCAAUGUGCUCAUGACAGUCAGAGCGUGGAUGAGUUAGGAUACAUCAAAUAUAUGACCAAGACAUGGAUUGUUGAACCAAAAGGAAUGAAGCAAACAUUUUAUUAAAGCAGUUUUCAGAAGUUCUAGGCUUGUGGGUUUGAUUAGGCUUUACAGAUAUUAUUGGAAAUUGAAAAUACUUUGCCGUACUUUUAGCAGUAAGAAUGAUAUCGAUUUUGUAAUGGCAAUAUGCUUUAGAAUGCAAUAUUAAAAUAAUCAAAUUUGCUUAUAAAAUUUAUGUAGCCUUUAUCAAGAUAUUUUUUCAAUGUGCUUAAAAUAUAGAUUGUAAACUGUCUGGUUUUAUUAUGUUAGUUAACUAAACAAUGCACUGUAUUUCACAGAGCUUUAACUCAAACAUUAUUUUUUAAAACAUCCAUCAACAAAAGUAGGAACUGAUCAAAUGAGAAGCUGUAAGAAAUUUUUUAAGCUCAGCUCUUAUGGAAAGAGAAAAGUGGCACAUCUACGUGGUUCCUGUUACUGUGCAAACACAAGGCACACAUGUACUAGUUAGUUAUGAGUGAAAGCUUUGUGAAUAGAUGCCAAAGUAAUUACAAACAGUGAAUAUUCAAAAUAUAUAUUAUUGGAUAUAUUGAACAGUGCAUUGUAACUUGAAUCAGCAACAUUGUUCUGUUAAAUAAGCAGAAUUUCAUUAGAAAAGUAUGUGCUUUGCCAUUUAUCCUUCAUGUAGCUUAUGCUAGUAUAUAUUGAUUACAUAUUAAAUGUACAAAAUGGUGUGUUUUCACCAUGUCUGUAUCGCAUAUAAAAUACUGUAAUAAUAAUUAAAAAAAAAUAUUA